This is a messenger RNA of Magnolia sinica, 730 nucleotides long. RefSeq lists its product as uncharacterized. The record is from RefSeq and is a predicted model, not a curated record. Gene Ontology annotation, biological process: thylakoid membrane organization. The transcript has 3 exons. Gene Ontology annotation, cellular component: chloroplast thylakoid membrane. NCBI's taxonomy places the organism in Eukaryota, Viridiplantae, Streptophyta, Magnoliopsida, Magnoliales, Magnoliaceae. Bases 34 to 570 code for a protein of 178 amino acids.
GUCCAUUUCAGUCCGUUCCAGAGAGAGGGAGAGAUGAGAGCGAUUUCCACUUCUCUGCCUUCCGUUGCUCCUCGGCUGAAAAUUAGCCGUUGCUCUCCUUCUUCGUCUGCUCUUCUCUGUUCUCCACUUCUCUCUGCCAACUCUCCUCUUUCUCUAAAUCCAAGGCGCAAAACCGGUAGAAGAUUUUCCAGGCUUGUAUUGCAGUGCAGCAGUAACAAGCAAGGAUUUGGCUCAGGUGAGAAUGAUAGCAAAGCUAUUUUGGAUGCUUUUUUUCUGGGAAAGGCUUUGGCAGAGGCACUUAACGAACGUGUGGAAGCUACAGUAGGGGAAAUCUUUAGCGUUUUUGGUCAGUGGCAAGCUGAGCAACGAAAGCAAGUGCAAGACUUACAGGAAGAGGUGUUUGAAAGGGCCAAAAAAGCGAAGGAGAAAGCUGCACUUGAAGCCAUGGAAGAACAAGGAAUCCUUCGCAAGUCAACUGCGCCAUCAACAGAAGCUGAGACUCCUGCAGUCCCACCUCCACCACCUGUUCCUAGUGACAUUGACCCUCCUCUGGAUACCGCGGAAGAAUAGCUUUGUCACUUUUAUAUCAUAUCGCCUGGCUGCAUUUGGAUGCCCAAGUGAAUUGAAUUGCAAAAUUCAGUUUAAUCAAAAGAGGAAAUGCUGAAAAUUUAGUGACGCUUGCUCCUUUUCAUAACGAGGAGGAAGUAGCGUUCAGCUGUGGUUAUGUUCC